GUUUGUGUUCAUAGCUCAGUCUGUUAAGAACCAAUUCUUACUUUAUUAGUUACGGUCCUGCUUAGAAACCUGAUUGUUGUUGACUCCGUUAUUCAAGUUAAAUUAAGAUUUAAUUCACUUAUCAGGAUAAACUUAUCAGUGAUCAAUAUUAGAUACUUUAAAUGAGCUGAUCAUUCUCAUACCGGGCUAUCAAUUGUAAGCAAUCACAUCGAACCUGUGGACAAUCUGUAAUUUGAGUACUUCCUAGUAUCAGCUGAUAGUGACAUCAUGCAGUUUGAAAACGAAACGUAUCUUGGAUUAGAUCUCAGCACCCAAAAGCUAAAAGCUGUACUGCUCAACACAAAACUCGAGAAUGUAGCCCAUGCAGAGGUAAAAUUUGAUUCGGAUCUUCCCGAAUUUCGAACCAGUGGUGGAGUAAAUAUUGGGGUUGAUAAAAAUGAAUUCUACGUUCAACCAGUGAUGUGGGUAAAAGCUUUAGAUAUGGUGCUAGAUCGACUGGUAGUCCAAGGCGGAGAUUUGAGUACGGUUAUGGCUGUCAGUGGUUCUGCUCAGCAGCAUGGAUCACUGUAUUGGUCCCGAAGUGGCAUAAAUACGUUGAAAAAUUUAGAUGCUGAUAAAUUCUUGCAUACGCAAAUUGAUGAUUCAGCUUUUACGCUACAUCGUACACCUAUCUGGAUGGACGGAACUACCGGAAAGCAAUGCGAAGAAAUGGAGAAACAUGUAGGAGGACGAGAAAAAAUGGUGGAAAUCACCGGUUCCAAAUGUUACGAACGAUUCACUGGUCCGCAAAUUCGAAAAGUGUACGAACAACGCCCUGAUUGCUACCGAAAUACGGAAAGAAUUUCGUUGGUAAGCAGUUUUCUCGCAUCGAUAUUUUUAGGAGAUAUUGCUCCAAUCGAUUAUUCCGAUGGAUCUGGAAUGAAUUUGCUUGAUAUUAGGAAGCGAAAUUGGUCAGAUGAAUGCUUAUUAGCGUGUGCUCCUAAUUUACUCGUCAAACUAGGAACUCCAGUUCCCACUUCAUCGGUUAUAGGAACAAUAGGUCAAUUUUUCGUUCAAAGGUACAAUUUCAAUGCUGAUUGUAAGGUGGUGGCUUUCACUGGGGAUAAUCUGUCCGCCUUAGCUGGAAUGGCUAUCGGAGAAGAUUGGUUAGCUUUGUCACUAGGAACGAGUGAUACAAUUAUGAUGAAACUGAGUGAACCUCCAAAUCUCCAGGAAGGACACGUUUUAGUACACCCAACGGACAACGGUUAUAUGGGACUAUUAUGCUUUCGAAACGGUUCCCUUGUGAGAGACAUAUUCAAACGAGCCGAAGCAAACGACAACUGGGUGAACUUCAGCGAGCUGUUGGAUUCUACACCUCGAGGCAAUUUUGGAAACAUGGCCCUCCACUUUAUAUCCAAGGAAAUUAUUCCACCAGUGAAAGGAUCGCUGCGUUGGAAUAAAUCAUCUAAUUUGAGCAACUCAGAGCUAGCUCGAGGCGUGCUUAAAUACAGCUCUCCACAAACUGAAAUCCGUGCUCUAGUUGAAGGUCAAAUGCUUACCAGAAAAGCAUACGCUACCGAAAUGGGUUUCAGCUUCGGUGAAAAAACCCGUAUCCUAGCGACCGGUGGAGCUUCCGCCAACAAAUCCAUUCUACAAGUUGUUUCCGAUGUCUUCAACGCUCCAGUUUACACACAACAGACGACGGAAGCCGCUCUUCUCGGUGCUGCUUACAGAGCCAAAUUUGUCUUGGAGAUGUCCCGAGCAAAAAAACACGGCGAUCCAAAGUCUCUAGAAUCUUACUAUGAGUACAUCAGCGAACAGCUUCCCGAACACAGUGUGACUCGGGUUUGUGACCCUGCUCAGGACAGCAGCAACAUCUACGACGAAAUGCUAGAUCGACAUGAACAAAUGGUGCAGUAUAUGUUGGAUCAUCAAGACUAAGCCUCCUUAAUAGAGAUGACUGAUUUAACAACAUUCCUGCUUGAAGUUAUGCGCUUGCGACAAACAUUCCAACUCGGUCAAAAUACGGGGCUUUCUUAAUAUUUUCCCAUAGUGAUUACUUACCGUACUAGUAAACUGCAUACAGCAAUUUUGUUGAUUUUAUUACUUGUUAGAUGUUUAAGGAAAUAGAAUUUAUUAAACGUGUAACUUACCACCAGCGUAGCAGUUA
Malaya genurostris is the source of this 2152-nucleotide messenger RNA. RefSeq names its product xylulose kinase. Gene Ontology annotation, molecular function: D-xylulokinase activity. The record is from RefSeq and is a predicted model, not a curated record. The transcript is spliced from 4 exons. Gene Ontology annotation, biological process: D-xylose metabolic process; xylulose metabolic process. The coding region runs from base 268 to 1923 and encodes 551 amino acids. Gene Ontology annotation, cellular component: cytosol. NCBI's taxonomy places the organism in Eukaryota, Metazoa, Arthropoda, Insecta, Diptera, Culicidae.